Messenger RNA from Culicoides brevitarsis, 2814 nucleotides. RefSeq names its product dynamin-1-like protein (gene Drp1). The record is from RefSeq and is a predicted model, not a curated record. Bases 164 to 2335 code for a protein of 723 amino acids. NCBI's taxonomy places the organism in Eukaryota, Metazoa, Arthropoda, Insecta, Diptera, Ceratopogonidae. Gene Ontology annotation, biological process: mitochondrial fission. The transcript is spliced from 3 exons. Gene Ontology annotation, molecular function: GTP binding; GTPase activity; microtubule binding. Gene Ontology annotation, cellular component: microtubule; membrane; mitochondrion.
CGUACAACGGCUCGUGGACGCACUGGGUUUAUUAGACGACCACGGAAAAUCGAUAACUUUGUGCAUUUUUUCAUGAUUAUUUAACAAAGUUUUUCACCAAUAUUUCUAGUAAUUUACAUCGCAAUUCGCUAAAUUAAUUGACUGUGUUGCCAGCAUCGUCAGCAUGGAGGCAUUGAUACCCGUAGUAAAUAAAUUGCAAGAUGUAUUCAAUACAGUGGGCAGCGACUCGAUUCAGUUGCCACAAAUUGUGGUGCUUGGCACCCAAUCAUCCGGCAAAUCGUCCGUAAUUGAAGCUUUGGUGGGCCGAAGUUUCUUGCCACGCGGCACAGGAAUUGUCACACGGCGCCCCUUGGUGCUGCAACUCGUUUAUUGUCCGCUCGACGACAGGGAACACCGUUCCUCGGACCAAGGCACCGCCAAACUCGAGGAAUGGGGCAAAUUUUUACACACGAAAAAUAAAAUUUUCGCGGAUUUCGAUGAAAUUCGGGAGGAAAUUGAGGCAGAAACGGACCGAAUGGCAGGUAGCAACAAAGGAAUUUGCCCCGAACCGAUAAAUUUGAAGAUUUUUUCGACGCGCGUCGUGAAUUUGACACUCGUCGAUUUGCCGGGCAUCACAAAGGUGCCGGUUGGCGAUCAGCCCGAAGACAUUGAAAAGCAAAUUCGUGAUCUCGUGUAUCAGCACAUCGAGAAUCCGAAUUCGAUAAUUCUCGCAGUGACUGCUGCCAACACAGACAUGGCAACCAGUGAGGCCUUGAAAAUGGCAAAAGAUGUCGAUCCCGAGGGACGACGUACUUUGGCGGUCGUAACGAAGCUCGAUCUGAUGGAUGCCGGAACAGAUGCCAUUGAUAUUCUGUGUGGACGCGUGAUUCCCGUCAAAUUGGGCAUAAUUGGUGUCGUGAAUCGAUCGCAGCAGGACAUUAAGGACAAGAAAACCAUUGAGGAGCAAUUGAAAGACGAAGCGGCAUUUUUGCAGCGGAAAUAUCCGACGCUCGCGACACGCAACGGCACACCGUAUUUGGCAAAAACGCUAAAUCGCUUGUUGAUGCAUCACAUUCGCGAUUGUUUGCCCGAACUCAAAACACGUGUGAAUGUGAUGUCGUCACAAUUUCAGUCUCUGCUUAACUCGUAUGGCGAAGAUGUCACAGACAAGAGUCAGACAUUGCUCCAAAUUAUCACAAAGUUCGCAAGUGCAUAUUGUUCGACGAUUGAGGGCACUUCGCGGAAUAUCGAGACGACGGAAUUGUGUGGUGGUGCUCGCAUUUGUUACAUUUUCCACGAAACGUUUGGCAGAACGCUCGACUCGAUUCAUCCGUUAGCGGGAUUGACCAAAAUGGAUAUCUUGACAGCCAUACGGAAUGCAACGGGACCACGUCCGGCGUUGUUUGUGCCGGAAGUUUCGUUUGAGCUGUUGGUAAAACGGCAAAUUCGGAGAUUGGAAGAACCGUCGUUGAGAUGCGUGGAGUUGAUUCAUGAAGAGAUGCAACGGAUAAUUCAACAUUGUGGUACUGAAGUGCAACAAGAAAUGCUUCGUUUCCCAAAAUUACACGAAAAAAUUGUCGAUGUUGUAACGCAACUUUUGCGUCGUCGUCUCCCCACGACAAAUCACAUGGUCGAGAAUUUAGUGGCCAUCGAGUUGGCGUACGUCAACACCAAACAUCCGGAUUUCCACAAAGACGCCGCGCUCGUCCCAAGUCUCCUGAAGAACGAACAGAACGAGGCCUGGCAACAGAUGCAACAUCAAAAGCAACGUCACGCAAGUCACCGUACUGUCACGCCCUCCGGUCCUCGCGACGGAACUGGCGAUCAUGCCGCCACAAAUCACGCCGACAGCGUCGUACAAAACAACCACGAAGCAACCAACAGUUGGCUCGCGAAUAUUUUGCCGCCACCCACGCAACCACAACAACGGCCCAGCGAAAGCGAGUCAUCGGCUGCCAGUACUCCGACACACGUGCCGCAUGCCGUGCAAAGUCCCGCAAAAGCUGUCAACUUACUCCCGGACGUUCCAGUGAACCACUCGUCGCGAAAACUCACGGACAAGGAACAAAAGGACUGUGAUGUCAUCGAACGGCUCAUCAAGAGCUACUUUUACAUCAUCCGCAAAUCCAUACAGGACAGCGUCCCGAAGGCGAUCAUGCAUUUCUUGGUGAACUUCGUGAAAGACAACUUGCAGUCGGAGCUCGUGACGCAUCUCUACAAAUCGGACAAGGCUGAAGAGUUACUCAACGAGUCGGACCACAUUGCGGUGCGUCGCAAGGAGGCGGCCGACAUGUUGCAGGCACUAACGCGCGCCAAUCACAUCAUCAGUGAGAUCCGCGAAACGCACAUGUGGUAAAGAAAAAACUCGAAACGAUAGUAUCAAAUAAUUUGUAGAUGUGCUGCAGUGUGAAAAUUCCCUUUCAACACUAACAAUUUUUUUCAUAGAUCAAAAAAGAAUCCGUUACUUAACCAAAAAACUCAGAAAAAAAUUCUUGCAUGGCUUUUUUUAGUAUCAAUAUUUUUUUUAUAACGAUUAACGAUUUAGCUCAAGUAUUUUUAUUACCAAAAUUAAUUUUACUAAAAUCCAUAAAAUUGUUUUAUUUCUUACGCUUUCCAUCGAAUUCGCUUACAAACCAAUCGGAAUAUAUACAAUUUUAGGGUAGACUCACUUUGUUAAUGUUUUUUAUUGAUAAAAAAAAAUACAAGAAAAAAAAUGCAAACUACUAGUUAGAAAAUAUCCUCCUAUAUUAUGAAAUAAAGGAAACUCGUUGAAUGAUCCAGACAUUAAUUAUAUUAUUAUUAAUAAUAAUAUUUGAAAUAAAGUGAAAAAAAUGA